Messenger RNA from Rotaria sordida, 795 nucleotides. Lineage: Eukaryota; Metazoa; Rotifera; Eurotatoria; Philodinida; Philodinidae. The record is from the annotation of a GenBank genome assembly.
UUAUAUUUUCAUUUUAUUUAAAAUCUAAAAUUAAUCAAAAGUAAUCUUAAAUUUGUUUUAUUUUAUUUUUAAAUAAACUCAAUAGGAAAUCAACAAACAUAUGGUAAUUCAACAUUAGCACCAUACGGUGCAUUAGUUGGCAUAGCAUCAACUAAUGUUUCAGCCUAUUCAAAUGGAAAUGAUACAAUCAUAUCUAAUGAAUCUAAUUAUCUUUAUGGUAUAUAUACGGGUAUGAGAUGGCAAUGUGUUGAAUAUGCACGUCGAUGGCUUUUUAUACGUAAAGGUUGUGUUUUUGAUAGUGUUGAUGCAGCCAAUGAUAUGUGGAGUCAAUUAUCUUUUGUUCAACGAGUUGUUGAUGGUAAAUGUUUUUCUUUAAAAAAAUAUCAAAAUGGUUCAAAGAGUCCACCAAAAAAUGAAUCAUUACUUAUAUAUAGUCUUGGUGAAGAUAUGCCAUUUGGACAUGUUUCUGUUAUAGUCGAUGUUUUAAAUGAUUCAAUUCGUGUUGCUGAACAAAAUUUUCAUACAUAUUAUUGGUCGAGUAAUUAUUCUCGAGAAAUUCCAUAUAUAAUGAAAAAUGGUAGUUAUUAUAUUAUGGAUAAUUAUAAUAUUUAUGGUUGGAUGUCAGUUGAAGAUAAUAAUCAAACUUAUCCAUUGAAUCAAUCAAUUAUAGAUAAAAUCCUUCGAAAGAAUAUAUCAUUUCCUGAUUUUAUUUGUUCAAGAAGUAUUAAACAUUAUUAUUAUUCAUUAUAUCAAUAUCUUGUUUUUUUAUUUCUUUUAUGUCUAUAUUUUAAUUAA